CAAGUGUUUGCUAUUCAAUGGAAAGUGUAGUCAAAAAACGCUAGCAUUUAGUGAUUGCCGUCAAAACCAAUACAUAAUCAAUAAAAUCAAUGUUUUUGGCGUAUAAUUCAUACAUCAUUUAGUGUCAUAUAGUGUAAUCACACAAUUGACCAGCAUCAAUUCACCGUAAACCCACUGUUAUCAAGUCCCAAAAACUAUUCAUACAUUUCUGGUGUCCAUACAAAUGACCGCAAAAAGUGUCUGAAAAACAUGUGUUUACUCUAAAUAUUACCACAAAUUUAGCGUUAAAUCAAUUGAUCCACGAAUUGGUGGCACAGAUCUACCGGCACUCCCAUCGACAGCACCGGUAGUCAUGAGUGAAGAGGACUUCUCGCUCAUAGAGUCGGCCGAAGAGGUGCUGAUACCCAACGACCGGUCCAUCGAGGAUCAGAUCAGCAAUAAUUACUACAUCGAGGAGUACUUAUCGUUAUUUCACGCCAAGGGAGCGGUCGGUGCGAUGAGACGGACGGCCCUGCAGUCGGGCCUCAGGAGCUGCCGGUUCCGAUCGUUGUGUUGGAGGGUAUUCCUGGAAUGUCUGCCCGAAUCGACCGAUGAGAGGGUGGCGAAGGUUAACGAGUAUCGCAACAAAUACGAGUCCAUACGCCUGAAGUACAACAGAGACCCCCGGAUGGCCGCCAAUGGCCGGGGAGAUCACUGCCCCACCCGUCGCACCGAAGACAACCCGCUCUCUCAGGAGACCACUAGUCAGUGGAACCAGUACUUCACGGACAGCGAGUUGAGGUCCCGGAUCACUCAGGACGUGAUCCGUACGUUCCCCGAAAUCGACUUCUUCCAGUUGCCCACCAUUCAAGAGGUGAUGGUUAACAUACUGUUCCACUACGCCAGAGAGUACCCGUCCAUCGACUAUAAACAGGGAAUGCAUGAGCUGUUGGCGCCGUUACUGUUUGUCAUACAUUGCGAUCACCAGACCUUCCUUCACGCCGAGGAGAUUGGACUCAUUGAGGAAGAGAUUAAAGUAUUAAUGGAUCCGAAGUACAUCGAGGGGGACACGUACUACCUGUUCUGUUCGGUGAUGGAAAGGGUCGAGUCCUGGUAUGACAACCACUCCAUUCAGACAAAGGUUCUCAUCAAAUGA
Oppiella nova is the source of this 1135-nucleotide messenger RNA. The record is from the annotation of a GenBank genome assembly. NCBI's taxonomy places the organism in Eukaryota, Metazoa, Arthropoda, Arachnida, Sarcoptiformes, Oppiidae.